UUGCACUUGGAAACUGUUUGGUGUCUUACGAAAUAAACUUCAUCGAGUCUUUCAGAAGAAUAUAGUAAAAGAUUAUGGAUUUACUGGGAUCUAUUUUGAAUUCAAUGGAUAAGCCUCCAACAAUCAGUGACAAACAGAAGGCAUUGAUGAAAAAGCAAAAAGAGGAGUAUCAAAAGCAUCAAAAAGCUGAAGCUGAAAGAUUAAAACAAUUCCGAGAAAAGGUAGAAGAGAAAAUUAAUAAAUUCCUUCAAGAUGACGAUGCAAAGGAAUACAAAUUCCCCCCAAUGGAUCAAAUCCAUAGAAGUAUAAUACAUGAUGUGGCUGAAGUGGCAAACAUUUGGGCCUACUCAUUUGGAGAAGAAGGCAUUGAUCGUCAUAUUGUGAUUUUUAAAAGAGAAUACACCCCAUCCGAAGAUCAGUUGAAUGCAUUACGUAGAGGAGAAGAAUGGAAUGAUGAAAUAGCAAGGAGAGUGGUAGAGGAGAGGGAGAGGCGAGCGAAAGAAGAACUAGAGAUGGCUACAAAACCUAAAAAACGAAAAGACAAUUUUGUACCAAACAGUUAUUAUAAGGAUAAGUACCAGCAUCUAAUUGGAAAGGAAGCUGCUCUAGAAGCAGCUAGGAAAACAGAAGCUAAUAGUAGUUAUGGAUGUGUUCCCAGUGAAAAUAAGAAGGAUCAACGAAGUAUAGAGCAGACAUUAGCAGACAUACGUGCUAAAAAAAGAAAAUUGGAAGCGAAUACCGAAGAAUCAAAGUAUAAAGGCGAAGAUACGAAGCAGCAAAAAGUAUCCGAAAAUUUGUAAAAUAUCUGACAUUCGUUUUUUUUUUGUUUCUUCUUUUUUCUAAACUCUGUAAAUAUAUUUCAUGUUAGGCGUGUAAAACGAAAUCGAACAUUUCUAUACAAAAACUGUUCGUAGUUUUCCGACUGUAGCACACGUGUAACUUUUACUUAUUCUAUACAACAUUAGUAUUACUUUAUGUACCUGCGACAAAAAUAAGAAGAAAUUUUGAAAUUCAGUACAUGUAUUUACUAAAGCAUUAAAGUUAACUUAUAUGUACAAUAUAAUACAUCGAGCACAUACAUUGCGGA
Molecule: messenger RNA, 1087 nt
Organism: Habropoda laboriosa
Lineage: Eukaryota; Metazoa; Arthropoda; Insecta; Hymenoptera; Apidae
Product: sperm-associated antigen 7 homolog
Exons: 5
Coding region: 75-800 (241 amino acids)
Molecular function (GO): nucleic acid binding
Source: RefSeq, a predicted model, not a curated record